This is a messenger RNA of Nothoprocta perdicaria, 933 nucleotides long. RefSeq names its product RWD domain containing 4 (gene RWDD4). Gene Ontology annotation, molecular function: protein binding. Lineage: Eukaryota; Metazoa; Chordata; Aves; Tinamiformes; Tinamidae. Bases 9 to 569 code for a protein of 186 amino acids. The transcript has 8 exons. The record is from RefSeq and is a predicted model, not a curated record.
CGCGCGCCAUGGCGGCCAACGAGGACCAGGAGAUGGAGCUGGAAGCGCUGCGGUCGAUCUACGAGGGAGACCGGUGCUUCAGGGAGCUCAGCCCCGUGUCCUUCCAGUACCGGAUAGGUGAAAAUGGAGAUCCCAAAGCUUUUCUAAUAGAAGUGUCUUGGCCAGAAACAUAUCCACAAACAGCACCAGUCCUAUCGAUGGACGCUUUCUUCAACAACACAAUAUCUUCAACUGUUAAAAAAAGUAUACUGGAUAAAUUAAUGGUAGAGGUUGAAGCUAAUCUUGGAACUGCUAUGACAUAUACACUUUUUGAAUAUGCCAAAGAUAAUAAAGAAUUGUUCAUGGAAAAUCAGCCUGUUCACACUGUGACUUCAGCAAGCAAUAGUAUCGCAAUUGGAACUCCUGAUGUGCCAGCAAGUAAGAAAAAAGAUAAAAAGGAACAGUUAUCCAAAACCCAGAAACGAAAGCUAGCUGACAAAACAGAUCACAAAGGGGAACUUCCUCGAGGAUGGAACUGGGUGGAUGUAAUUAAGCAUUUAAGCAAAACUGGUUCUAAAGAUGAUGAAUAAAGGACUUUGGUACAAGGAAACACCACCUUUUAAUACAGUACAAUUUUGGGUCACCAUCUUUCUCUUAAUAACUUUCUUACUUGUUGAAGUAAACGUUUUAUAAAGCUCACUUUCCUAACUCGUAAACCUAGUCACACAAAUUGAUCUAGAGACUUUGUGAUCUUUGACAACAAAACUUGCCUUAAAUGAAGGUUAGAAUGUGACAAAGGAUAUAGAGAGCCAAUGUGAUGAAAUGAAUAGUGAUAUAUGCAGUGUUAAUUAAUUUAUAUUUUACUUUGUAGUAAAAUCCUGUUAUAGUGAAGCAAUGAUACUGUAAACAUUUCUUGAUGUUCUUUUUGAAUAGAAAAAAGGAAAAAAAACACUA